UGUGGGUUUCUCUGUAACCAGACACUGUCGUCGUAAUUAUUUUAAUACUGUUGUUCAAAAACAUAAUAACAAGAUGCGUUCAAAAAUCGCAUUUCUUCUGAUCGGGAUAGUUAUUUGUUCAUCUUUGCUAGAUUUUGGUUUUUAUUGUAACGCCGCUAGCUCCGAGUCUAGUUCCAGCGCCAACGCCAGCUCCAGUUCCAACUCUAGUAGUAGCAGCGACGGCUCUAGUGGCAGCAACAGCACCAGUAGCAGCGACGCCACCAGUGUUAGCAACAGCACCAGUAGCAGCGACGCCACCAGUGGUAGCAACAGCACCAGUAGCAGCGACGCCACCAGUGGUAGCAACAGCACCAGUAGCAGCGACGCCACCAGUGGUAGCAACAGCACCAGUAGCAGCGACGCCACCAGUGGUAGCAACAGCACUAGCAGUAGCGACAGCACCAGUGGCAGUGACAGCACCAGUAGCAGUGGCAGCACCAGUGGCAGUGACAGCACCAGUAGCAGUGGCAGCACCAGUGGCAGUGACAGCACUAGUAGCAGCGACGCCACCAGUGGCAGUGAAGCCACCAGUGGCAGUGAAGCCACCAGUGGCAGUGAAGCCACUAGUGGCAGUGAAGCCACCAGUAGCAGCGACGCCACCAGUGGCAGUGACAGCACCAGUAGCAGCGACGCCACCAGUGGCAGUGGCAGCACUAGUAGCAGCGACGCCACCAGUGGCAGUGGCAGCACUAGUAGCAGCGACGCCACCAGUGGCAGCGACGCCACCAGUAGCAGUGGCAGCACCAGUGGCAGUGACAGCACCAGUAGCAGUGGCAGCACCAGUAGCAGUGGCAGCACCAGUAGCAGCGACGCCACCAGUGGCAGUGACAGCACCAGUGGCAGUGACAGCACCAGUAGCAGCGACGCCACCAGUGGCAGUGGCAGCACUAGUAGCAGCGACGCCACCAGUGGCAGCGACGCCACCAGUGGCAGUGACGCCACCAGUGGCAGUGACGCCACCAGUAGCAGUGGCAGCACCAGUGGCAGUGACAGCACUAGUAGCAGCGACGCCACCAGUGGCAGUGACAGCACCAGUAGCAGUGGCAGCACCAGUGGCAGUGACAGCACUAGUAGCAGCGACGCCACCAGUGGCAGUGAAGCCACCAGUGGCAGUGAAGCCACCAGUGGCAGUGAAGCCACUAGUGGCAGUGAAGCCACCAGUGGCAGUGAAGCCACCAGUGGCAGUGACAGCACCAGUAGCAGCGACGCCACUAGUGGCAGUGACAGCACCAGUAGCAGCGACGCCACCAGUGGCAGUGACAGCACUAGUAGCAGUGGCAGUGACAGCACCAGUAGCAGCGACGCCACCAGUGGCAGUGACAGCACUAGUAGCAGUGGCAGUGACAGCACCAGUAGCAGUGGCAGCACCAGUGGCAGUGACAGUACCAGUAGCAGCAACGCUACCAGUAGUAGCAACAGCACCAGUAGCAGUGACAGCACUAGUAGCAGCGACGCCACCAGUGGCAGUGACAGCACCAGUAGCAGUGGCAGCACCAGUGGCAGUGAAGCCACCAGUGGCAGUGAAGCCACCAGUGGCAGUGAAGCCACUAGUGGCAGUGAAGCCACCAGUGGCAGUGAAGCCACCAGUGGCAGUGAAGCCACCAGUGGCAGUGAAGCCACCAGUGGCAGUGACAGCACCAGUAGCAGCGACGCCACUAGUGGCAGUGACAGCACCAGUAGCAGCGACGCCACCAGUGGCAGUGACAGCACUAGUAGCAGUGGCAGUGACAGCACCAGUAGCAGUGGCAGCACCAGUGGCAGUGACAGUACCAGUAGUAGCAACAGCACCAGUAGCAGUGACAGCACCAGUGGUAGCAACAGCACCAGUAGCAGCGACGCCACCAGUGGUAGCAACAGCACCAGCAGCAGCGACGCCACCAGUGGUAGCAACAGCACCAGUAGCAGUGACGCCACCAGUGGUAGCAACAGCACUAGUAGCAGCGACGCCACCAGUGGUAGCAACAGCACCAGUGGCAGUGACGCCACCAGUGGUAGCAACAGCACUAGUAGCAGCGACAGCACCAGUAGCAGCGACGCCUCCAGUAGCAGCGACAGCUCAAGUGGCAGUGCAAAUAAUACAAGUAGUGGUAACACUACUGAUUGUGGAAAUUCAACUACCCGGCAAUGGGGAUCCUUACAAAACGGAUCGAUAGUAAUCGAAGCUCUGACAUCUGAGACAUUAGAAGGAGCUAUAGAUGUCAUAAGAGAGACAUUUUUCACUCAAGAAAGUGUGUCUCUAGCCUGCGAAGUAUUAUCGGAAUCUGGAGCAUCAGAAGAACUUGAAGAAUUGAAUAAACUUAUUGCUCAAGAUGGAGUCAGUCUCAUCGCAAGAGAUGUUAACUCGAGUAAAGUCGUCGCCGUAUCAAUCAACAAAUUGGAUGAUCUUUCAGGUGAAGAUAAUAGAAGUUUCUUAGAAAAAUCCCGAGAAAAUCUUAAGUACAACGGGUCAGCAUGUCUUGUAGACUUUAUGAUCAAUGUUAGCUCAAGAGUGAAUAUUUCGGAACAAUACAAUACAAGCUGUAUACUUAGCAUAAUAACCUUAGUAACAGACGCGGAAUACCAAAAUCAAGGAAUUGGCCAAACAUUGGUAUCCGCAUCAUUAGAUAUGGGAAGACAAUUAUAUGCCGGAGAAGAUGUAAAAACACCUCUUGAUGCUGAGUCAGCCUCCAAUAUCACUGCUAAUCCCGGGGUUUUGUCAGCAAUAAUGACAUUCAAUUAUUCACAAGCAAUCGCACAUAAACUUGGCUUCGAUGAAUUGUACGAAGCGGACUACAGUCAAUUCGAGUAUGAUGGUAAAACGUUCUUGGAACGAUUAGAAAAUCGAACAUCCGCUAUACUUUUUGCGAAGAGUCUCCAGUGCGAAAAUUAAUGCUAGUUCAACAAAAAAAAAUUCAUUUGUUUUCACUUAUUAAUUUGCUUCAGCUCAAAGUUAAUCAUUUUUUUACAACUUUCAUUACAUUUAUAAAUUUGUGCUUUACCCUACAGAAAAAUCCACGUGGGAAUUUAAGCUGGAUGUUCGAAUGCCGUUUU
Messenger RNA from Microplitis demolitor, 3069 nucleotides. RefSeq names its product serine-rich adhesin for platelets. The transcript has 3 exons. Lineage: Eukaryota; Metazoa; Arthropoda; Insecta; Hymenoptera; Braconidae. The coding region runs from base 74 to 2908 and encodes 944 amino acids. The record is from RefSeq and is a predicted model, not a curated record.